AUGGAGGCUCUCGCUACUUCCACUGCCGUCGGCACUUCCUUGCAGCGGCUGGUCUCAAGGCAGUCGUCCAGCGUGUCUCUGCGACCCAAUGCGACUGCUGCCCGACGUUUAGCCUGCACUUGCGCUGCUGCAGGCGACGGCGAUGCGGGUCAGUCGUCGGAGCCCAAGUGGAAGCAGAAGCUCGCAGCGGCUGAAGCUCAUGCGGAGCAAACCCGUCAGGCCACCGCCAGGGCGCAGGAGGAGUAUCGGCGCAGACAGAUGGCGCAGCGGAAGAGCGAGGCAACCGGGGGGGCAACAGCCGGAGCAGCCGCAGGAGGAGCGGCAGCAGCAGCUGGAGCGCACCCGCGUAUGGCGGAUCUAGACUGGGUGCCGUAUCUUACAGAGGAGGGGCUUAUAUCGGAUUGCACGCAAGCGGGAGCCAAGGCGUCCGUGUAUGGCAUCUACAAUGACGACAAAGUGCUACAGUACAUCGGCGUGUCUCGCCAGGUGUACCAGAGCAUGCGGCUGCACUUCGCGCGGGUACCAAGUGCAUGUGCGUGGAUAAAGGUGACCCACAUCACGCGCCCCUCCAAGGCGGUGCUAGAGGCAAUCAAGGACCAGUGGAUUGCAGAGAACGGGGCUGCCCCCCCGGGGAAUGACGAGGGGCCGGAGCAGAACCGGUGGGAGAACCCUCUUGACUGCAAGCCCCUCAUGACUGAGGAAGAGAAGAAGUCAGUGGACUAUGCUGCUCCCGGUCCUCCCAAGGCCAAGGCACUGAAGGAGGUAGCGAGACGAGUGGAGAGGGAGCUAGAGGCGGCGUUCAAGGCGCGGAAUUGCAAGGAGGUGCUCCGGUUCGACCCCAAGCUCAAGGAGGAUGGGUUGUUGGACCUCAAGAGCACGGCCGCCCGGGCUCCUGAUACGGCUGUUCCGACUUCCACUCCCCAGGCCGCCAAGGCCUGA
Molecule: messenger RNA, 939 nt
Organism: Closterium sp. NIES-65
Lineage: Eukaryota; Viridiplantae; Streptophyta; Zygnematophyceae; Desmidiales; Closteriaceae
Source: the annotation of a GenBank genome assembly